Babesia ovata is the source of this 441-nucleotide messenger RNA. RefSeq lists its product as uncharacterized. The record is from RefSeq and is a predicted model, not a curated record. NCBI's taxonomy places the organism in Eukaryota, Apicomplexa, Aconoidasida, Piroplasmida, Babesiidae. Bases 1 to 441 code for a protein of 146 amino acids. The transcript has 3 exons.
AUGGAAGCGGAGCCAUCAGUAUCGCAACCUAACAUCGAAAUACCCGAUGGAACGAACUGUCUAAUCUGCUACGAGGACCUUAUAUUGAGCAACGCUGUUGCCUACAAGGCUACUGAGGACGCCGACUGGGCACUCUCCACUUUCUGCAUCGACUGCAUCAAGCAACUGCUUGCUACACAGUACGAGAGGUACAUCACAUCGCUGCGUACGACCAAUUGUGCCAAGGAACAACGUGCCCUGCUGGAACGUGGACCCCCUGUCAACAUAUCCGACCACUUGGGUUUUCCACUGGCCGAAAAGCGGGAGGUAUAUGCGUUGUUCGACAUGGGUCAGCAAGUUCCGCUGUCGGCAAAACUUGAAGGUAGCGUGACGGGAGAGGAGAGGGAGCGGCUAUGGGAGGAACUCAGCCAGUUCAGAUUCAAGGGUGACCACGAGGAAUGA